AAUGUUAAGAUGAUCCCAAACCAUUCAGUUGAUUACCUGCAGUGAAUUUUUUGCAACAACUGUUUACUAGGCGUGUGUACAUUGUGAUAUCUGAAUUUAAUAUUUAUUAUGCUCUGUGCAAUUACCAUUGAUUUAAUUAAUGAAUGAAUUGAUUUAAUACCAAUUGGCUUAUUUAUGAGCUGAUCACACUAUAUGGUUUGGAUUCAUUGACUUACAAUAGUUUACUUUUGAUGUGUUACCGCCAUGGAUGAAGAGAAUGAUCAGCAGAUACUUGAUGGUAUUGAUGAGGACAUUUUUAAGGUUAAUUAUGAAGUAGGAUCAUUUGAGAGUCUAAAUUACGUCCUUGAUAAAGUUGAAAAUGAACUGAAUCUUGAUUACAUCCUUCAAGAAAAGAGGCGCUUGGAAAAACAAUUAAAUGUUGUUUCUAGACGUUUGUCUACAUCCAUUAUGGAGAAAGAAGGUGCUUAUGGUAAAGAGAUGAAACGAGUAAUAGAUAUUCAAAACAAACUGAGUGAAGCAAUUGGAAUUUGUCGGUCAGCAAGGAAAGGUUUUGACAAAGGUCGAAGUGAUUUCACCUGCGCCAGUCUAGGGAUUGUUGCCAGUUAUCGGAGAAGAGAAGGUCUUCGAGAUGUUUUGAAGUCUUUAUCAACAAUCAAAACUCUCCAGCAAACCAAUGUUCGACUAAAAGAGAUGAUUGAAGAGGAUAAUGAUCACUGUGCAGCUAUUCAAUUGUGCAUUGAGUGUCAAAAGGUUGUCAACACUUUGAAGCAUUAUAAAUGUGUUUCUGAAUUGAGCUCUAAACUUACGGAUAUGUUGGAUAUGAUCGAAGAGCACAUAGAUGCUAGCCUUUCUAAAAUGUGCCAUAAUUUUAAUGUUGAUACCUACAAGGGACUCCAAAAAGCUUACUCGUUAUUGGGUAAAACACAGACCUCUAUGGAUUCACUGUGUAUGCAUUUUGCAACGGCUAUAAGUGACAAAGCUUUUAGUGUUGUUCAUGGUUAUGUUGAACUGUGUUCAGUGGAAGCUAAAAAGAUUGAGAAUUUCCGUAAAAAAGAGUAUAAAGAACUUUGUAAAUAUGUAACCAAUGAGUGUUUUAUACCUUGUUUAAUAGAUCUCAGCAAAUCACUAUUUAACAUUUUACUCAACUAUAGACGCAUUUUAUAUUUCCAUCAAUGUGAAAAAGACACUAAUGAUUCCACUGUGUCCAAUAAUAACGAUGAGAAUACUCAUCAUCAAAGUGAACCCAAUAAUAAAUGCCAUGCAUUGAAUACGGAUAAUGAUGAUGAUGAAGAGAGAUCUGUUGCUGCAGCCACCAUUACCACAACCACUAUUGCCAAUUCUGUCUGUAAUGAAGAUCAGAGUGAUAUUGAAGAUGGUGGUGGAGGGAUAGAUGAUAAUGGUUCUGGAGAUGCCGGUGAUAAAGAUUAUCUCGGUGAAGAGGAUCGAGUUGAAGCAAACUUCAAUCGACGUUUCAUUCUGCAAAAAUUGGAACAUGGAUUAGGUCGGAUAUGGCAAGAAGCACAACAGAAAUUGCGCGCACUUGUCCAAAGCCAUGACAUGUCAAAUUGUUCUUUCGAAGAACUCAUGACAAUUCUUAGAGUAUCUCGUCGCAUGAUAGAUAUCGGAAUGGAAUUUUGUGACAAUAACUCAACCGAAUUUGAGGAAACAUUACACGAAAAGACAGUAAAUUAUUUUAACCAUUACCAUAAAACACGACUAGAUGAGCUUCGGAUGUACCUUGAAAAUGAAUCUUGGACUGUUUGCCCUGUUAAAAAUGGUUUCCAAUAUUUUGAUUUACAAGAAUUUAAAUUUCUAAAGCCUCUUCGUGCUCACUCAUUAGGUAACCUUUCUCUAGCAAAUAGUGAAACAAGCGGACCAGGAUCACCUGAAAAAUCUUCCUUUUUCCGAGAUUCAUUGCUUGCUGAUUCAUCUGGAACUAUUGAAAACCCAUUUGACAAUAUAUGCUUAGAAAAUGAAGACGCAAGUGAUAGCAUAAUACGCGAGUUAGAACGGUCCACAAAUAAAGUAGUCAGAGAUGGAACGAGAGAAACUGAUGCAGCUGAUGAUGAUACGUCUGAAGACGAAAUAGAAGACGAAAUGGCCAUGGAUUCUUCAAAAAAUAGUGACAAUGACCAAAAAGUCACAAGCUAUAAUGAAGGACCAUUGGUUACCAAUACAAGUCUCUAUGUUCUCCGUCUGAUCGGCAAAUAUAUGCAGAUAAUGUUUCUCUUGAGACAAAUAGCUUUCGAUAUUUUGUUAAGCAUAUUUCACUUAUUUGACUACUAUUUUUAUACAGUGUACACAUUUUUUGCCAAGGAGAUUAGUGAUAUUCGUAAUAAUUGUCUUUCGGUUCGUUUUAAGACUUGCCUUGUUCGUAUUGAAGAUUCAAUGAAGAAUGGCGAUUCCGAAUCAAAUGAUGACCAGCAUCCAUCAACAAUACAGUCAAUGGGACUUAUGGAUCGAACUCUUAACCCUGAAAAUCUUUAUGGACUUUCUGAAAGAAUCGUUGGAAUUGAAUCUGUAAUGUUUCUUGCAUCUCAACUUAACGUAAUUCAACAAUAUUUCCGAGAUCUUAUUCCAUCUUCAAAACAUUCAAUUCUUGACAAAUACUAUAUGCAGGCUGUAUCGGUUGCCCAGGAUUUACGUUAUCCUGGUUACAUGUUGGUAGCUAUUAGAUCAAUUAAUUAUGAAUCAAUAUUGACGACUGUGGAAAAUGUUAGAUGGGACCUUACUGAAAUUCCUUCAAUGCACAAUUCGUAUGUUGAUAGUUUACUAAAGGAAAUACAAUUAUUUUCUUCUCGAUUGGACCAAAUAUGCUCCGAAUUGGAAGCUAAAGUACCUCAAGAAGCCAAGAAUAUGUUGUGGUCAUCUGUUCUCAAGUUGGCAAAUCGUACAUUCGUUGAAGGCUUUUCAAUGGCCAAGAAAUGUACUCCCGCAGGCCGUGCUCUUAUGCAAUUGGAUUAUCAAGAAUUUUUAACCAAAGCUGAAAAAAUGACUUUAAUUAAACCAAUUCCGGAACGUGAGUUGGUUGAAGAAUAUAUCAAAGCCUACUAUUUGAUGGACGAUGCUCUCGAAAAAUGGAUCAUGUCUCGUAAUGAGUACACACAAAGGCAAUUAUUAUCACUUGUUAAUUGUAUCGCCUCUGAGAAGCGAGUUAAAAAUCGUCUUUUAGCAAUUAUUGACAGCAAAUUUGAAAAUCAAAAUUGCCUCAACACAGUAGAGGUAAAACAUUAAUUUAAAUCACCUUAGCUUUUCUCAUUUCGUCUGCCUAUUUCUCUCUUAUAUCUUCGACAUUUUUCCACUAUCUCCAUCUAUUCCUUUCUUACUUGAUUGAAGUUCUAAUGAUUCUCAAUUAUUUCAAUGUGCAAAUGUUAAUUUAAAAAAUUAAAAAUUUAUGUCUUCAAA
Molecule: messenger RNA, 3405 nt
Organism: Tetranychus urticae (two-spotted spider mite)
Lineage: Eukaryota; Metazoa; Arthropoda; Arachnida; Trombidiformes; Tetranychidae
Gene: Vps50
Product: vacuolar protein sorting 50
Biological process (GO): endocytic recycling; retrograde transport, endosome to Golgi
Cellular component (GO): EARP complex
Molecular function (GO): SNARE binding
Source: RefSeq, a predicted model, not a curated record